Molecule: messenger RNA, 1659 nt
Organism: Nematocida minor
Lineage: Eukaryota; Fungi; Microsporidia
Exons: 1
Coding region: 1-1659 (552 amino acids)
Source: RefSeq, a predicted model, not a curated record
AUGAUUUUAAGAAAAAUAGUAAAACAUGUGAUCCUGAUGGAAGUGUUUAUCCUAGCUUAUUCUCAAGGCGUUGCCUGCACAGUAACAGAAGACGACCUACAGCACAUACAUAGCUAUUGGUCCAAUGUAGUAGAAAGCUUGGGAAGAGAAGUUAGUAUACGCAAUGCUUUUCUUGAAAAAGUUAGCUCUCUUAAGGAUAAGGCGAUAAUUGGUGUAUAUACGAGCGAAGAGAUAGAGAUGGGAAGGAUGAGGCUAUCUAAGAUAGCAGAAAAACAAAAAGACAUCGAAAUAAAAACAAGGCAAAUACAAAAGAUAAUAGACUUAUUGACAAAUCUGUACCAGUGCAUAAAAAAUGCAGACUCUCCUGACAAAAAAAGAAGAAGCCUUACCAUGGCUAGAAUACAAACAACCAUCUUGGAGACCCUUCUUCUACCGGCUCUCAAGAGCUUUACUUUGGUAGUCAGAAAAAUAAACGAGAAUGAUUUGUGUAUGCUAAGAGCAAUAGAAGAGCACAGUAGAAUAAAAAAUGAAAAUGAAAAAAUAAGUGAGCUGCCACUGUUCAAACUCGCAAAGAACAAUAAAAUACUGGCUGUUGAUGUUGUACUCAUGCUCUUUGAGAAGGAUUUGUGCGAAAUAGUUGACAACUCAAGAAAUAUAGCAGAUUACAUGCACAGAUCAGCAAUGAGCCACAUCCCUCACGGGAAUGUAAGACUGUUUGUCAGUGCGAUAAAAGACAGUCUGAUAGAAAGCAGAGCGGAUCCACUAGUAUCAGCAGACAGACACUUGCACUUACUGUUACAUGAUAGAUACAAGAACUCUCCAUCUGAAAUAGAUAAAGAUACAAUGAAAGUGUAUCUUAGCCUAUCAGAGAAAACACCCUGCAACGAAGAAAGAAGCCAGUCCAUGAAGAUAACACCCGGGCAGGCUGUAAAUGUAAUAGCAAUGGAAUGUUUGAUGAAUGGGCGCCUUUUGGACCAUAGAAGAAAUAGUUUAUUCAGUGCCCUAGGAAAGGCAAUAGAAAAUAUAACUGUAGAGAAUAGCACAGAUAUUCCUGGAAGUAAAAGAACAGAAAAAGAAGAACAGGAUAGGAUACUUGAUGCUCUAAGUGUUAUGUGGAGUGACUGCAAAUAUUUACUAUCUAAACCUGUGGACAUUGACUUCUUCUGCGAAAAGAACAGGAUUUAUUUUGACUUGGAAAGAGUGCAGAAUACCCUUGUAUGUUCCAAAUGGAUGUGUGAAAUAAAAAGACACGGGAGAGGGAUGGAGUAUCUGUCUUUUGACAAUAAACUAACCAAAGGAAUACACUUUGACAUGUUGUACACACAUCCCCUGUGGUAUGUAUACAGAAGAUGCGAAAGCAUCAGUGAUGUAAACAGUGCAAGCAUUGAAACUAGAGAAAAGCCAUUUAUAGAAGUAAAUGCACAGGGCAUUACAGUCAGGCCGUACAGAAUAAGUAGGUCAGAUGAUAGAUUAGAACGAGCAAAGUAUGUGAGUGCAUGCAUUGCAUCGACUCUUUCAUCCGCUGACAUUAAAAUAGUAGAAAGAGAAGAAGAGAGCAAAGAAAAUAGCAGGAUAUUCAGUGGUUUUUAUAAGUACAUGAAAGCAUCCGAACAAAAAAGUGAAAAAAAGAAAGAACAGAAAACCAAUCAGUGUAGAUAA